Physella acuta is the source of this 5254-nucleotide messenger RNA. RefSeq names its product protein pellino. Gene Ontology annotation, molecular function: protein binding; ubiquitin protein ligase activity. The record is from RefSeq and is a predicted model, not a curated record. Gene Ontology annotation, biological process: protein polyubiquitination; regulation of Toll signaling pathway. Lineage: Eukaryota; Metazoa; Mollusca; Gastropoda; Physidae.
AGUAGGUCAAGAUUAGGUUUAGGAAAUCGCUAAAUAUCAGUGACUCGGUGCUGCUGUGUAGUAUUCAGUCUUUGUAUUCAUUCAUACUGAAUUUGAUAAAAUAACAAAAGAAGUAUUGUGUCCAGUUUGAAUUUGCUGACAUGUAAAGAUGUCAGUUGAUUCUUCUAAUCAAGCAUCAGAGGCUGUGGAGAACAUUAAAUAUGGAGAACUUGUUGUACUUGGCUACAAUGGACAUUUAAUUUCUGGUGACAAAGGGAGGAGAAGGAGUAAAUAUGUUCUUUGGAAGAGGGAGAAAGCAAAUGGAGUGAAGCCUUCCCAGAAGCACCUUGUCACUAAUCCUCAGUCAUCCCAGGCUGUGCAAGAUCAAUCCAAACACUCAGUAUCUUAUACACUGUCUCGCAAUAGAGCUAUUAUUGUUGAGUAUCUCAGGGAUGAUGAGACUGAUAUGUUUCAGAUUGGAAGAUCAAUGGAGGGUCCUAUAGAUUUUGUUGUUAUGGACACCGUCCCAGGUCAUCUUAGGACUCAAAGGGACACUGCACCACAGAGCACAAUUUCUCGCUUUGCCUGUCGUAUAAUUGUUGAUCGAGCACCUCCUUAUACUGCUAGGAUUUAUGCAGCAGGUUUUGAUUCUGGAAGGAACAUAUUUUUAGGGGAGAAAGCUGUGAAGUGGUGCUCAGAUGACAAUGUGGAUGGACUUACAACUAAUGGUGUGUUCAUAAUGCAACCUCAAGGUGGCUUCACCCCCUCUGGAAAGCCUGGCCCCUGGCGAGAAGUUUCUGUUGGAGGUAGUCUAUUCUCCCUGCGAGAUUCACGGCCUUCGCCCCUCAAAAGUCAUCAGAUGACAGAAGAAGACAAUGUUUUGCGUGAUGGAACUUUAAUUGAUCUCUGUGGGGCAACUAUUGUAUGGAGGUCUGCUCUAGGACUCAUUUCAUCACCUAGUGAUUAUGAGUUUCAACAGUUGGUUGGUAGAAUCAAUGCUGGUCGCCCACAGUGUCCAGUGGGGUUAAACACACUAGUCCUGCCCACAAGGGACUCUUUAAAUUUGAAGGAUCGACAGCCGUAUGUUUAUAUUCCUUGUGGACAUGUUCAUGGUAACCAUGAGUGGGGUCAAGCAGACACUAAUGUCAGAAAAUGUCCAUUGUGUCUAAAUGAUGGAACAUUUGUCAAGCUGCAGAUGGGUUUUGAGUUGAGUCUGUACGUCGACUCUGAGCAACCAACAUACUGUUUUUCACCCUGUGGUCACAUGGUGUCAGAAUGCACUGCAAAGUUUUGGUCAAGAAUUGCUGUGCCUCAUGGAUCCCAUGGUUUCCAGACUAUCUGUCCAUUUUGUGCCACGCCCUUGUCUGAAACAACCCCUUAUAUGAAGCUUAUAUUCCAGGACAACACCGACCUGCCAGUAACAUGAAACUUUUUUUUUUAAAUGAUGCCUCAGUAUGCUAAACACUGUCCUUAUUGUCUCAUUACUUUUACUUUGACUGUGUAUAUUUGUGGGAUAGAAAAUGUGGGCUGUAUCUGAGUUAAAUAUAAAGUGGUCCAUGAUGCCACAAAUCUGAGACAUCUAAUUUAAGGACAAAGAAAUUACUGUUGAAAGAUAUUUUUCUACUAGUUUUUUAACAACCCCCACCCCCUGGCUAUGUAACCUUUUGGCUAACCCUGGAUACCUGGCUAGAGUUUGACAGGAUAAUUGGUUAACUUAGAAAUCCAGCAACAUGUAGAACAUGUAAUGCAGCAGCGUAAUGUUGAUAUUUAUAAAUUAUAUAUUUGAAUGACGUCUUGCAGUUUUUCACACAUCUAUAUAAUUCAUUGCAGAUCUGAAAUUUCUUAAUACUCUCAUGACUUUUGUAGGCUUAAAGACCAAAAGUAAUUUUGGUUGCCUGCUUUUAGGUAAUAGCAUGGGCUUGAUGUCCAUUUGGGUAAGCAGGCCUACCUGUUGCAAGUGUUUCUGUUACCAAUGUAUGACAUUGUGUAAUCUCAUACUUUUUAUUGUCACUGAUCUUCCAAAUAACAAUGCAGUACAAUUGGCUAUGUAAGUGGAUAUAUAUAUAUAUAUAUAUAUAUAUAUAUAUAUAUAUAUAUAUAUAUAUAUAUAUAUAUAUAUAUACAUGCACACACUCUAUAUUGUUGAUGUUCCUUAGCAUUCCUGGUUCAUUGUUUCCUUUGUUUGAAAGCAUGUUGCUAAUUUAAUUAAUUUUAAUCUUUGCUUAAAAUUAUCAUCAGAAGUCAAUAUAUAGUGAACUGUGUGUGAACAAAGAUUAUUGUUGUGUUUAAUUAUGUUAAUUGUGUCUGACCUUUGAUCCAGCAAUAGUUGUUUCAAGCAAUAUUGUAAGAAGUUUGUAUAGGAUUGAUUUUUUCCUCUUUCCUUACUAUUUUUUUAAACUGAAUGCAUGCUUUGUGAAAGUUAGAAUUAUAACUUUAUUUUUAAACACCCUAGCUCCCUCCAUGAUAAAUAUUAUCAUGACAUUUAAUAUUUUAAAAUUUCAAUGGAACCUGCUUUCAUUUUUUGUUACUGUAUUUUAUCUUUAAUUAAUACUAAUUUCCUGUUUAUGUUGUUGAUAUCUGUUUCUGAUAUUUAUAUAUCUUGAAAACAUAAUACAUGACAUGAAUCAAACUGACAAUGCUAUGCACCGUAUUUGUAGAAUGUGUUUAGUGGAAAUAAAUUAUCCCACCUAGUUUUUGUACAACAAAAUUUUAAAGAUAGUGGUGCGAAUAGUUUUUUUUUAAAUUUUAAAUAUAUAGUUCUUAAAACCAGCAACUUAACUAUUCACUUGUAAUGAGCAAUCUCUGGUACAUUGUAGGACCUGUAGCUAUUAUCAUUUAAACUUUUCAACUAAGUUGCAGCAAUUUUAUAAUUUCAGCUAUUAGUGACCAUUGUGAAAGUUAUAGCUGUAGCUACUUAGAAUUACUACAAUACAUUUACAAUAGUCAUUCUUUCCAUUGUUCAUUUUCAUGCCUUUUGUAUAGUAUACAUAUAUAUUAUAUAUAAUUUGCUUUUAAUUUUUGGGUUUAAAAGUUUGUAUUAAUUUUUGAGAAAUUUACAGAAAAAACUCUUAAAAUACAAAACAUUCUAGUUAUGUUUACACAGAUAACCAUAAGUUGUCUUAGUCAAAGUUUUUUUUUUAUUGUACAAGUUUAUAAUAAACCAGCCAAGUUUAGGUUUACAAUAACACUGGUUGUUACAUUUUUAAUCAACUGUUUUAUGGCAUACUUUUUUGUAACUUAUCAGUUCUACACAGAAUAUUCUUUGAAAGUUAUGAACAUGAAAUAAUAAAAUACUAAUAUUGGCCUAAUGAUAUUAAAACAUAUUUUUAUAAGCAAACUAUUCUGUGUGUCCCAAGAAAGUGUAAUGUGUUUUUGUGUACAUAUACAUCAGCAGUGUUUUUUUUUUUUUUACAUUUUUAUUUCAGUAUAUAACGUUUGUCUAAACAUAUCAUAUAUAACUAGGUAUGUUCUUUACUUAUACGAAGAGCUAAUUUUACUGACAUGUUAAUCAUAAGCCAUAUGCAAGGAGUGAAUGUUGAUGCUGCUAAAUGUUCAGCUUGAGUGACUCUGUAAUCAAUAUUUAAAUGCAUCUAUGUGUACCGUUUGAUUUUCCUGGAUGAAACUGUACUUUUUAUUUCUGAUAAUGAUUACCUCAUAUUUCACUGUGUUAAACAUUGUCACCACUGUAUUUUAUUUAAUAUACUCAUCAUUGAAGUCAUCAUGCUACUGCAACAAGUAACUUAAUUACUAGUCAAGUGAAUCAAGUUCUUUUAUUGAACUGUGGCAUUUCUUACUCUUGUAUUGAGACUGUUAGCUUAAUAUUAAAGCCAGUAUUUUAAAAUAAUUUAAAAGAUUAUCUUUUAUUUUAAAAGUUUUCUCUAAUAGUACUUAAUGUGUAACAGACUAGUUUGAUAAGUCUGUUAAUUAAUGUUAGUUACAUGCAUCAAAAAGUUUUAAAUGAAUAAAUGUAAAAAAAAAUUGGUAUUGUUGUUGCUAAAAGAUUAUUUUAACACAUCAGCUGUGCCUCGGACUAGAAUCAUGAAAAUAUAGAAAAAUUAAAUUUUUAAAAUGUAAGAUUAGUAAGCUAAUCUGUUUUUAGUUAAUUUUUUCUUCUAACUUCUAGGUAUUGUAAGUAUUGUAAGAUAAAAGAUUUAAGUUAAUUUUAAUAACAUACUGACACAUCACAUAUUGACACUUCAGCAUCUCAUGUGUAGUUUAUGAUUAAAGAUAACAGAAGAUUGUGUUUUCUAAUUCUUGUGGUAGAAUCCCUAGAAAUUGAAACAUUUUUUCACUAUGCUAGCAGAUGAUUGAUUUAUAUUCAGUGUGACUGGUAGAACAAUUCCUACAUAUUUAUAUAUAUAUAUAUAAACAUUCCAGUUUUAGCAGCCUCCUUUCUUAGUUGUUUCACUGCUUUGCUUACAAGUUUCUAGUCAUUUAUUUGAAUAUACAAGGGUGUUUGUUUCUUUUGGAGCUUUUUAGAAUAAAUGUAUUUUGUUGCUUUAGUAAUUCAAAUUGUACUUUGAUAUCAAGUUACUAUAAGAUUGUCAUUUUCUGUGUGGCUUUUCUUACGUUUAUAUUUGCCUGAUUAACUAAUGUAUCUGAGCUGUUAGGAGAUACUGGUUAUUAUCCGUUACUUCUGUAUUUAAUAUUUAAGUGUAGGCUAGAAUAUUCUGCUCUCUAUAUAUUAUAUAUACAAAUUUAAAGACUAAAUUUAGCAGUUACUUGACUUUGGAUAUAAUGAUUUGUGCCAAAUGAACUACGAUAAAAACCAAUCACCAAUUGAGAAUAUUUUUUUUUCAUUAACACUGAUUUAAAUUUAAAGUAGAAACUGGUACUGGUAGAUCUAUACAUUUAAUGACUGCUGUUGGGUACUUUUAAUUAUUUUACACCAUCUUCUUUGUGCAUUAAUUGAAAAUAUUCUUGUGGAAAUAUUGAGUGAGACUACUAAAAUGUUGAAUUGUCUAUGCCAGUAAUGUCAUGCUAUCCUUAUUUAUGUCAAUGCUGUGGUAACUUGCAAUUUAAAAACAUGGAUUUAUAAAAACAGCAGGUAACAUAUAUUUAGUGCAUGGUUUGUCAUUUCCACACUUUCACAGAUUAAAUGUAUUUCAGUGUUUGAUAAAUUAUUUACAGGUGUAUUGCAUCACUUCCUCCCUGUCUUUAAAUAAGGCUAUUUCACUUUGCAUGUUAUUAUUAGCAUUGUUACAAAAAACUGUUCUUUAUUUGCCCUUAAGUUAAUGUGAGAAUUCAAAAUGUAAAUAAAGUGAAGACAUAAAUA